This is a messenger RNA of Seminavis robusta, 1449 nucleotides long. The record is from the annotation of a GenBank genome assembly. Lineage: Eukaryota; Bacillariophyta; Bacillariophyceae; Naviculales; Naviculaceae.
AUGUCUGUUUUUGAUGAUACUCCCGCUGAACGUAGCUUCGUUGAUAUUCCAUAUGCCGAGCUAGGAGCAGUGCAUCCUGACGCCAAUGUGGUUGGUCCAACUGAAAGGUAUUACAAAUGCAGUGGUGAAAAGGCAGCCGAACUCAUGGCGAUGGGUAUUGGUCUCAAGACAGGAGACUUACGUGAGGUGGGCAAUGUCGAAGAAGAGCCAUACUGUUCCAUGAAACUGAAAAAGAAGGUGACACCCACACAGAAGCACAUGGUGGAGGAGAUCAGACGCCGCUGUAUUUUGGAAGGUGUGCCUGAGUGCAAGUGCAAGUCAUGGGAGAAGAAGAAGUGUAUCGUUUGGUUGCAGAAGCAUCCCAUUACCAAUACUACUGACAUUGCUUUCGUCAUCAAGGAAGAGAAGAGGUUCUUUGACCUGGUCACCAAGGCUCUUUUGGAGAAGACUGACGAAAAGAAGGAGAAAGGAACCACGCCCCCUUGGAACUAUUCGGAACCAUACCUUCGCCUGAUUGAGUGCAUGCUCGAUGACUCCAUCCGACAACUGUUCUUAGACAUGCACAGGAUGGGAGAAAGGGAUGAGUUAGAUGCCAGGAAUUCUGAGAAUCGUCCAGAGACUGUUUACGAAGCCUGUGCACGGUUGUUUAAUGAUCCCGACCAUGAGGUAAUGUCGCGCUGCUUACCUGAUUUGCAUUUCACCUUUUCCGAGGUCAUUGACUGUUCUUUCGAGAACAUGCCUGGCAAAGUGACACCUGAUGAAGUGAAACGCCGUUGGGGUGACAGUCGAGCCAAGUUGAUCAAGAUCAUCGCCAAAUGGGAGCUCAGUGGUAAUGGAUUCGGUCAGCGUGGAGUCAGUGAUGACAACUUUGGCCACUUGGGAGAUGAUAUGUUGGAGUGCGGCGACAACAGAGCCAACUUCUUGGACUCGCAAACCAAGGAGCACAUCCUUUACCUCUGGCAUGUUGCAGAUGAAGCCCAGAUCCUGAAGAAUGUCAUGAGUGUCAUCAGUGAAUCUUGUGCUGCCACCUCGGAGACUUGCUCAUCUGUCUCUGGGUCGGAGAAUGCUGUUGCCCGCAGGAGGAGAACCGAUGAAAGAGCCUUGGGUUUUUUCCGUGCCAAGAUGGGACUUGCCAUGCACACGAUGUCUCGAGCUGCCAUCUUCAAGGAACUUCGAGAGAGCCAGGAAAAGCUUUUCGAGGCCCAACUCAGAGUCAUGGAGGUCACCAGUGAAGAGCUCAGUGAGUUGUGGAUGGGCAGAGUCCGUUAUCUUGAAGCCAACGUGAAGGCAGUUACAGAAUGCUUGGACAGUUUGGCUUUCGAAGAUUCCUUGGAGCCGCCUUCCAAGAAGCAGAAGAAGAAGAGAGGAGCCCCUGGACCACUUGUUCUUGGUGGUGAUUCCGACAGUGACAGCGAUGAGGAAGAGGAAGCCGUGAAUGAAGAAGAAUAG